AGCAGCGUAUAAAAGGCGUGCAAGCAGCGGUGAGGCAAAUAUCUGCUGAGCACAGGUGAACGAACACACACGGAAGGACAAAAUGAUGUUCUCUAACAGACUUCUCUUAUGGACAGGUGCUCUGCUCAUAUUGAGCGUCAGUCUAUGGAGCUGCACUACAGCUCAGAACGAUGGUGCAGCGGAUUGUUGUUUAACCACCAGUGACCGGCGAAUCCCGAAGAAGGUGGUGACGUCCUUCAUCGUUCAGACCGGCGAUGGAGCCUGCAGAAUUCCUGCCACUAUAUUUGUCACAAAGAAGGGCUUGAAGCUCUGUGCACCGUUUCCGAGUGAGAGUAACUGGGUGAGCAAACUGAUCGACUAUAUACUAGCAGGACCUGUAUCCAAACCUAGAGGAAAGAAGCAUAGACAACAGUAAAUGCCACCAUGGCAGAUCGUGCAGGUCCUGCCUGCUCUCACUUUACACGCGUGAACGGGACUGGUCCUGGAACAGAUACAACCUGAUAUUACUUACCCUUAAUAGUAAACGCUCAUUCUCAGGUUUGCUACGUGAGCACUCUAGUGGAGCAGGUCAAGUGUGAAUCGUACCGUCGUAACAAUAAGCUUUACAAGAUAUGAACCGUUUUUGAAAUGUGAACCCUUCCCCAACUGCACUACAUGAAGAGAUUUUAAGCUAACUAGUUUCUCGUUUCCAUCACUUGUUGCUGAGUUUGUAUUCUGUCUGCUUUUGCAAAAUGAACGUGUCUCCUGAGCCACUGAAAAAAAAGUUAGUUUUCUAUUUUUUUACUUUGUAUUUUAGAAUAUAAAUAAAAGCUUUUACGUUUGAAAUAUGA
Puntigrus tetrazona (Sumatra barb) is the source of this 830-nucleotide messenger RNA. It is a transcript of the gene ccl19b, whose product is annotated as chemokine (C-C motif) ligand 19b. NCBI's taxonomy places the organism in Eukaryota, Metazoa, Chordata, Actinopteri, Cypriniformes, Cyprinidae. The transcript has 4 exons. The record is from RefSeq and is a predicted model, not a curated record. Gene Ontology annotation, cellular component: extracellular region. The coding region runs from base 83 to 415 and encodes 110 amino acids. Gene Ontology annotation, molecular function: chemokine activity; CCR chemokine receptor binding. Gene Ontology annotation, biological process: G protein-coupled receptor signaling pathway; lymphocyte chemotaxis; monocyte chemotaxis.